Messenger RNA from Phytomonas sp. EM1, 1785 nucleotides. Lineage: Eukaryota; Euglenozoa; Kinetoplastea; Trypanosomatida; Trypanosomatidae. The record is from the annotation of a GenBank genome assembly.
AUGUCAGCUGAAGAAGCCUCAGGACUCGAAGCCGCCCGCAAGCAGAAGAUCCACAAUCUGAAGCUUAAGACGGGAUGCCUUGAGAAUGAGGAGCUUAUUCAAGAGCUCCACAUAUCCGACUGGUCGGAAAUGCAGCGACAGAAACUGCGUGGUUCCCAUGAGAAAGCUCAGGAAUUGCUCGCGUCUGUCGAGAUGGGAACCAAGUGGAAUCUGAUGGAGGCGUACGACCUGGCUAAGCUGAUGCGUGUAUGCGGUUUGGAGAUGAACCAGCGCGAGUUAUACCGUCCGGAGGACAAGCCUCAGCUAAUGGAUAUCAUUGGCAUAAAGAAGGUGCUGCAGGAUUUGCGCCAGAACCGCAAUAAGACACGCGUGGUGAGCUUUACGCAAUUGAUUGACAACAGCAUCGCCAAGAUUGAGAAGGUUGAAGAGGAACUGCGCCGCUCACAGCUAGACGCAACGCAGUUGGCCCAGGUGCCAACACGCACUCUGAAGAUGGUCGAGGACAUUAUGAACACGACGCAGAUCCAGAAUGCGUUGGCGUCGACGGACGACCAGAUGAAGACGCUGCUUGCGCAAUUGGAGAAGACUAACGAGAUCCAGAACGUCGCGAUGCACGAUGGUGAGAUGCAGGUGGCAGAGGAGCAAAUGUGGACGAAGGUACAGCUGCAGGAACGCCUGAUCGAGCUGUUGAAGGACAAGUUUGGAUUGAUCAGCAAGGUCGAGGAGGAGAACGCGCAAUUCAAGGAGAUCUACGAGGUGCAGAAGCAAGCGAACCAGGAGACGAGCCAAAUGAAGGAUGCGAAGCGCCGCCUCAAGCAGCGGUGCGAGACAGACCUCAAGCACAUUCAGGAUGCGAUCCAGCGUGCCGAUAUCGAAAAUGCCGAGGCGACAAAGCGGUACGCCGCUGGGAAGGAGCGCAGUGAGCGUGCCGUCCGCGAGAACGAGGAUGCGCAGGAGGAGAACUGGAACAAGAUCCAAGAUCUCGAGCGCCAACUCCAGCAAUUGGGCACGGACCGCUUCGACGAGGUGAAGCGCCGCGUUGAAGAGAUUGAUCGCGAGGAGAAGCGUCGCGUGGAGAACGCGCAGUUCCUGGAAAUCGCAUCGCAGCACAAGAAGCUUCUGGAGCUGACAGUGUACAACUGCGACGUGGGGAUCCGGUGCACGGGUCUCAUUGAGGAGAUGGUGGCGGAAGGCUGCGCUGGUGUCAAGGCGCGGUGCGAUAAGGCUAACCAGGAGCUUGCUGCACUACGUCUCGAGGUGCACAAGGAGCACCUGGAAUACUUCCGCUUCCUUUACCUCACUUUGGGCUCGUUAAUCUACAAGAAGGAGAAGCGCCUCGAGGAGAUCGACCGAAACAUCCGUACGACGCACAUUCAGUUGGAGUUCUGUGUUGAGACGUUCGACCCGAAUGCGAAGAAGCACGCGGACAUGAAGAAGGAGCUCUACAAACUGCGCCAGGGUGUAGAGGAGGAGCUAGCGAUGCUGAAGGAGAAGCAGGCGGUCACACUGGACGACUUCAAGGAGUCUGAGGAGGCCCUGGAUGCCGCUGGUAUCGAAUUCAGCCACCCUGUCGAUGAGAACAACGAGGAGGUCCUGACUCGUCGUAGCAAGAUGGUGGAGUAUAAGUCGCAUCUGACGAAGCAAGAGGAGGUGAAGAUCGCUGCUGAACGUGAGGAGAUCAAGCGAGCCCGACUUCUGCGCUCCGGCGCGACUGCAGCACAGAUCGCUGGCGGGACGGGUGCUGAUGCAGCGAUCGCAGCGGAUAACGGUCAGAUUGAGGCAUAA